AAUUCAGAUUCCUUUGAUAAGAUAAGCAUUUGGUCAUUGUGGCGCCUUUUUGCCGUAAUUCUAUUUGGGGCAUGUCACAUUCAGAUAUGGCCAACUUGGCAAAUUUUCGGAAUUUUGCCAAAAAGAUUGUAUGCGUGGGAAGAAAUUACAAGGACCAUGCACUGGAACUCGGAAAUCCCAUUCCGACCAAACCACUUCUUUUUCUGAAGUCUCCAAACGCAUUCGUUCAAGAAGGAAAUCCCAUUGUUACACCUGUUGGUUCACAACAACUUCAUCAAGAAGUGGAACUGGGUGUGGUUAUUGGUAAAACUGCUAAGGCUGUAACGAGGAGCGAGGCAAUGUCAUAUGUUGGCGGAUACGCAGUUGCACUUGAUAUGACUGCGAGAGAUUUUCAGGAUGAGGCGAAGAAAGGGGGAGCGCCUUGGUUUCUGUCCAAAUCAUUCGACACUGCAUGUCCUAUAUCGAAAUUCAUACCCAAGGAAGAAAUCGAGGAUCCCCACUCCGAAGAGUUAUUCUGCCGCAUCAACGGAGUUGAAAAGCAACGAUGUAAAACAAAUGUAAUGAUUUUUGACAUUCCAACCUUGAUAGAGUACAUCACUCGAUAUGUGACGUUGGAAGAAGGCGAUCUUCUACUCACAGGUACACCUGCUGGAGUUUCUAGAGUGAUCCCAGGUGAUUGUAUAGAAUUUGGUCUUACAAAUCGUGUUACUUGUAAUUUCGUUGUCCAGUAGUUGUGAUAAUCCAAUAUUUGUUAUUUUGUCACCUUUCUAUUGACUUAUUACCUCGUAAUAAUUGUUUGAGAUUGAGAGUUUUAUGCUGUCUGUGUAUAAAAGACGUUCCAUCUUCUACGCCAGACAAGUGG
Cylicocyclus nassatus is the source of this 862-nucleotide messenger RNA. The record is from the annotation of a GenBank genome assembly. NCBI's taxonomy places the organism in Eukaryota, Metazoa, Nematoda, Chromadorea, Rhabditida, Strongylidae.